Messenger RNA from Anoplopoma fimbria (sablefish), 2008 nucleotides. Its product is annotated as beta-1,3-galactosyl-O-glycosyl-glycoprotein beta-1,6-N-acetylglucosaminyltransferase-like. Gene Ontology annotation, cellular component: membrane. Gene Ontology annotation, molecular function: beta-1,3-galactosyl-O-glycosyl-glycoprotein beta-1,6-N-acetylglucosaminyltransferase activity. The transcript is spliced from 5 exons. Lineage: Eukaryota; Metazoa; Chordata; Actinopteri; Perciformes; Anoplopomatidae. Bases 1 to 1230 code for a protein of 409 amino acids. The record is from RefSeq and is a predicted model, not a curated record.
AUGCGGAGGAAGUCGGACUGGCCAACUACAGCCGGCUGCACCAGCUCUGUGACCGCUAGCGAAACCGAAAUAUGUCCCAAGUACAGCUGGUUGGAUUAUACAGAUGCUGAUGGCAACCCAGAGAAUGUGUGCAACUGUUCAGCAAUCCUGCAGGGAGAGAGAGAUGCACUGGAUCAGGCCAUAUUACUGAGCAUCACUAAAGACUUCAAAAAGAGUGUUCAUAUCCCCAAUGAAUAUUAUGUCAAUGCAAGCCAAGACUGCAGGAAAUUCAAGUCAAGCAGAAAAUACUUAACAUUCCCGUUAAGCAAGGAAGAACAGGACUUUCCUCUGGCUUACUCCAUGGUUGUGCAUCAUAAGGUUCAGGACUUUGAGAGACUGCUGCGAGCCAUCUAUGCACCUGAAAAUGUCUAUUGCGUCCAUGUAGACAAGAAAUCAGAGGCCUCAGUCGUCUCUGCCAUCAGUGCCAUUACUUCCUGUUUCCCAAAUGUCUUCAUGGUCAGCCAGGCUGUGAGUGUGGUCUAUGCUUCUUGGUCACGUGUCCAGGCUGAUCUUAACUGUAUGGCAGAUCUCUAUGAAGCUAAAACCAAAUGGAAAUACUUCAUAAACCUUUGUGGCCAGGAUUUCCCUCUGAAAACCAAUUUGGAGAUUGUAAGAGCAUUGCAAUCAUUGAAGGGCAGUAACAGCUUGGAGUCAGAAAAGAUGCCUCAAGAAAAGCAGUGGAGGAUGUCAAAUGCUCACCAGAUAGUUAAUGGACAAAUCACGGCAACAGGAACUAAAAAGGGGCCACCUCCCUUCAACCUGCCCAUUCUGUCAGGAAGUGCCUACAUUGUGGUUAACCGAGGCUUCGUCCGCAGUGUGUUGGAGGACAACCGUAUACCAGCACUGAUCGAGUGGGCCAAAGACACCUACAGUCCUGAUGAAUUUCUCUGGGCAACCAUUCAACGACUCCCUGGAAUACCUGGCUCAAAGAGGCCCAGCCCCAAAUACGACAUGACAGACAUCAAUGCGAUUGCACGGCUGGUGAAGUGGCAUGCGUACGAGGGGGAGGCGUACCCAGAAUGUCAAGGCCACCAUGUCAGAUCAAUAUGUGUGUAUGGUGCUGGAGACCUGCAGUGGCUGCUUCAACAGCCUCACCUCUUUGCCAAUAAGUUUGACACAGACACAGAUCACAUUGCUGUCUACUGCUUGGAGAAGUAUCUGAGACACAAGGCACUAGCUGAGAUGAUUUAGGUUUAUUGGACAUUUUUCCAGCAACCGAUAGCUUCAAACUCUAUUUUAAUAUUUUAUUUGCAAAGAGAUUUUUAAAAUUAUGAACAUUUGCAGUGUAACAAAGCCAAAGUGAUAAGAAAAGAUACAAUUCAAAGCAAUAUUGGGAGUGAAUAUCCCUUUGAAAUGAUGCUGCUUCAGCCCAAAACCUCGAGCAAACCUUAUUACAACAUCUGAACGUUAACAAAGUUAAGGAGGUUUUAGUUGAGGCAUGCUAAGGCAGAAUCUUCAAAUUGGCCUGCCUCAACAUUGUUUUAGUGAGUAGCAUUAGCACUGUGUGUGCUCAUUUAGUUGCUUGGGGUUAGAAUUGUGUUUAGUUAAAAUUGUUUUCUUAUGAGCUUUUUGUCGGGCUUUUGUCCGGUAUGUGGGUGUGAAGGAUUUAUUUGUUGCUACAUGCUUAAGAUGUCCUUAUCUGUUGUCAGCUGUUGUGUGCACAACUGGCUCGGUAGCGGGGACACUCAGUUUCAAGAUGCAAUGAGCAAUGUGUUUAUUGUGACUUAUGGUGCACUAUUUGAAAAGACUGUUGAGGAGGAAAACAUCUUUAAUGAAGUUAAACAUUUUACAUACUUUACAACAAAAGAAUAUCUUGCAAGCCACAAAUAUAAGAAUAUGUAUAUACAAAGAUAAGAAAAACAAAUAAAAGUAGACACACUUUAAACAAGGCCUUCUGCUAUACUGUACCUCUAUAACCAUCAGUCAACAUUUAGAUUUUUUCAUCACCCCCCAACACACACACACACAC